AUGAGACGCAACUCUUAUCAAAUAAAAAGUACCAAUGGUAAACGACAAUCAAAUGUCCUGCCUAUUCUUGUCGUUGCACCACAACAGAACGGUCGUCGCAUGAGUAUGUUCAUGAAUGGUCAACGUCGAUUAUCUCUCAUGUCGCAGAUAUCUUUGCCUCACAGUGGAGAAUAUCGUCCACAACAACGGUUACCACCCAAUGGUCUCGAAUACCAACAAAAUAUUCUGCUGACAAACAUAACAACAGCAAUCAAUGAUAAUCCUAAACUUGUUCAAGUUAAGUCAACUAAAAAACCAAAUUCAUCCAAAAAUCGACCUUCAUCUCAUCAAUGUGAUGUUGUCGAUAAUGAGCAAAAAUCUGGCUAUGAUGAAAACUCAUUAGAUAGUUGA
Rotaria sp. Silwood1 is the source of this 390-nucleotide messenger RNA. The record is from the annotation of a GenBank genome assembly. Lineage: Eukaryota; Metazoa; Rotifera; Eurotatoria; Philodinida; Philodinidae.